GGAAUAAUUUGUUUUCCUUCUAGGUGUCAGUGCAGUUCCAGUGGAAAAAGACCAUAUUGAAGAAAUGGUGACACGGUGCAUCGUGGAAGUGCUGUCCAACGCGCUCUCUAAGCCAAACGCACCCCCCAUUAACCCUGAGUGCAAAGAAAUCCUGAAGAAGAGUGGGAGAAACGACAGAGAGAGAAGCGAGAACAACCAGCUUGAAGCGAGGCACUUGAAAGACCCGGCAGAGAUUGAAAACCAUCAUCCCGGGAGCGUGGAGAAAGAGCAAAGUCAGGCAGAAGAGGAAUCUAAAAAGUACAUGGAAGGAAGCGACGAGGAGAAACUUGCUCACCAGGAAGUUAAAAGCAAGGAAGAGGAGGAGGAUGGACACCACUCGUCUCUUCGAGGAGAGAGACUCCAGAUGGAAGAAAAGAAACGCUAUCAGGAAAUCCGAGGAGAGGAGGAGAAGAGCUACCAGAGUGAAGAAGAAAGCAAAGAGAGCAGGCGUCACGACGAAGAGGCAGAGCGUGCUCUUCUCAACAAGAAGUCCCACUCUGGAGGCACAAGCGCAGAGGAGUUCCCUGAUGGGAAGGAUCAGAGCCCCACGGGCCACUGGCAUCCGGAGGAGGGGAUGCAGAGCCCUCACAGAAGAGUUCAUGAAGGUGAGGAGGGAGAGGCAGAGGAAGAAAGAAGUGAAAAAUACCACCAUGAGUCUGAGGAACGCGAUUUCUCCCAUCAGCAAGAGCAUGAAGAAUCUGAUGAGAGUGAAGAAACGGAGGAAGAAAAGCAACCCUACAGAGCCAAAGGUUAUCAUGGGACACACAGAAUGGGUGACUCCUCUGAAGAGAAGAGGAGCCGCGGUGGGGAGAAGGAGGAACUGGCUGAGGAGUCAAACACAGAGGAGGAGGCUCGUCUCUGGGACAAAAGGAACCACCAUCAGAAACAUCACGAGGAGUCUGAGCAGCAGCGUGAGGAGAAGAGUGGCUAUCAUGGGAGGCGUGGGUCUGAAGAGGUGGAGGAGAAGAGACGUGCAGACCGGGGAAACGAGGAGUACAGAGAAAGGUGGCAGCAGAGCGAGGAGAGCAGUGAAGAGGAGAACAAGAGGCGUCACCACAGCGAAGAAAGUAAUGAGAAAUGGCUUGAGGAAAGGAGACACCACGACGGGUCACAGGAGGCAAGGAGGCACCAUUCCGAGGGAAGGACGUACCUCGGAGAGGAAAGUGAGGAGGAGCUGGACAGGUAUCUCAGCGGUGGCAGCAAGGACAAGCAGCAUCGUGCUGGAGGGAGGUACCACCUGUGGGAUGAUGAAGAUGAAGGGUCACAGAACGCCUACGCUCGAGAGCGCAAAGGGCAGGCCAGAAGACACUAUGGCAAUGAGGACAGUGUAGAGCAGCAGCGCUACCCUGGGAACAGCGAGGAGGAGGAGGAAGAGGAGGAGGAAGUAGAAGAGAAGCAUCGCAGCAGUGAUCAGAUGGAAAAUGAAGAGGAGAACACAGAGGAGGGAAGAUACGUGGAGAGGGAAGAGUAUAGAAGCCGUCUCCCGGCAGAGAUUGAGAAGAGAACCAGGGCGUCCUACAGCCCCUUCUACCCACUGCUCUGGUGGAAGAGCCGGCACUUGGAGAAGAGGGACGGUGCAGGGGAGCAGCUUCUGGAGGGCAAAGCAGAAGGCAGGUCCCCCCUGAGCCAGAAGAGUCUUUUCCCUGAAUAUCGCGACUACGACUGGUGGGAGAAAAAGCAGCUCCUGAGUGCUCUGAACCACGGACGCACCGAGAAGAGGAAUCUUGGCAAAGCCAACAGGUACGACACAAGAAGGCAGGACAGCAAGAUGGAGCAGCUGGCACAGCUGCUGAGUUAUAGGAAGAAAUCGGCUGAAUUCCCGGAGCUGUACCAUUCUGGGGAAGAGGUGAGGAAACGUCACGUCGUCAGGACCGAGAGGGGAAGCCUGCGGCAGAGACCUCUGACGGAAGAGGAGGAGAAGGAACUGGAGAACCUGGCGGCCAUGGAUUUGGAGCUGCAGAAGAUAGCUGAGAAGUUCAAUGACAACAGGAGGGGCUGACGACCACCUGCGUCGGCGUUUCAGGGCCGGGUGUAGCUGUACCCCCAACACCUGCGUUUCGUGGUAAAUUCACUGCCACCGGAUUGUUGUUUGCCCUAAAACCAGGAAAUCCUACUUACCGUCCACUAUAGCGUAGUGAUUUAUACAGCUGAAAACCUCUUUCAUUUGCUAUUAUGCUAUUGGGAUUCUGAAUAGCAUGAAUUUUAGUAUUAUAACCUUUCAUGCGAGGCAGAUAUUUUUAAUAUGCUUGUGGAAAAUACUUGUGUUAGUGUUCUUCAGAAAUAUAUCUGUCUGAGUUUGAAAUAAUAAAAACCAUUGAUCUUGGACCAAA
This is a messenger RNA of Calidris pugnax (ruff), 2369 nucleotides long. RefSeq names its product chromogranin B (gene CHGB). NCBI's taxonomy places the organism in Eukaryota, Metazoa, Chordata, Aves, Charadriiformes, Scolopacidae. Gene Ontology annotation, cellular component: secretory granule. The transcript has 4 exons. The record is from RefSeq and is a predicted model, not a curated record. The coding region runs from base 65 to 2038 and encodes 657 amino acids.